AUGCCAUUCAAAUCUAGAUGGUCUGUGGCGAUACCCAACGCAUCCCUGCCUACUGUGAUAUUCGAAUCACCAGCACAUCCGCUGUCCACGACCAAAUGCAGCUUUAUCGAUGCAGCUCGGCCCGACACCCACUAUCUCACAGCCCAUGAUUACCGCCUUUGGUGCCAGCGGUUCGCCGCCGGUUUGAGGAAAUCCGGGCUGGAGACUGGUGAUCGAGUCCUGCUGUUCUCGUCCAAUGACUUGUUCUUUCCCGUGGCCUUUAUGGGGAUUGUGAUGGCUGGCGGCAUCUUCACCGGCGCAAAUCCUACAUAUACCCCAAGAGAAUUGGCAUACCAGCUCAAGGACAGCGGAGCAAAAUACCUCCUGUGUGCCGAUGCGAGCCUGGAUAUUGGUAUUGCCGCAGCAAGAUCCAUCGGCAUGGGUCUGGACAGGGUAUUUGUAUUCAACAGCGCCGUGUUUGACGGCACAGGGCGUGGAGCUAAAGGCUGCCGUUACUGGGGAGACCUCAUAGCAUCCCCAGACGAGGGAAGCCGGUUCGUCUGGGAGUCGCUAGCAGCUCCGGGGGAAGCAAACCGUACCCUGGCAUUAAACUACUCGAGCGGAACGACUGGCGUCCCCAAAGGAGUAGAGAUUACCCAUAGGAAUUAUGUGGCUAACCUCCUUCAAUUCAACAAGACCAGCGCUCUCCACAAAGACUAUGCGAAUAAGAAUGCCAGGACCAGGUGGCUUUGUUUCUUGCCAAUGUAUCACGCCAUGGCACAGAAUAUUUUCAUAGCCUCGGCACUACGACGAGGGAUUCCGGUGUAUAUCAUGGCCCGGUUCGACUUCAUCAAGAUGUUGGAGAACAUCCAGAAAUUCCGCAUCAACGAGAUACUGGCCGUUCCGCCUAUCGUCAUCUCACUGGCGAAACAUCCACACGUGAAGAAUUACGACUUGAGCUCUCUGGAGUCGAUUGGAAGCGGAGCUGCUCCGUUGGGGAGAGAAAUCAGUGAAGAAGUGGAGGCCAUGUUUCCCGCAGGACAGCUUCAUGUUAGGCAGGGCUGGGGUAUGACCGAGACUACCUGCUCUAUUCUUGGCUGGGAUCCAAACGAAAAGGGCACGAGUUCGUCUGUUGGCGAACUCACCGCGAACUGCGAAGGCAAGAUAAUGGCCGAGGACGGUGUGACAGAACUAGGCCGGAAUCAAAGAGGCGAAAUCUGGGUCAGAGGCCCCAAUGUCAUGAAGGGCUACUGGGGCAGGCCUGGAGCGACCAGGGAAACCCUCACGAAAGACGGAUGGCUCAUGACUGGAGAUAUUGGCUACGUAACUGAGAAAGGGAAAUUCUUCAUCGUCGACAGGAAAAAGGAGCUUAUCAAAGUAAAGGGAAACCAGGUAGCCCCCGCAGAGCUGGAAGGGGUUCUUCUAGACCAUCCCGCCGUAGCUGAUGCGGCUGUCAUUGGCAUAACCAGAGACGGCGAGGAGUAUCCACGGGCAUAUAUAACCCUGAAACCCGGUACAAAGGCAACUGCUAAGGAAAUAAUCAACUAUAUGAAGCAGAACGUUGCUCCCACGAAGCGAAUCACCGGCGGAGUAGUUUUUAUCGAAGAGAUCCCCAAGAACCCAUCCGGAAAGAUCCUGAGGAAAGCUCUAAGAGACAGAGCAGCCCAAGAAGCUCAGGAAGAGCCCCUCCAGAUCUUUGCUAAACUUUAG
Messenger RNA from Microsporum canis CBS 113480, 1689 nucleotides. RefSeq names its product 4-coumarate-CoA ligase 1. The record is from RefSeq and is a predicted model, not a curated record. Gene Ontology annotation, molecular function: CoA-ligase activity. The transcript has 4 exons. NCBI's taxonomy places the organism in Eukaryota, Fungi, Ascomycota, Eurotiomycetes, Onygenales, Arthrodermataceae. Gene Ontology annotation, biological process: secondary metabolic process. The coding region runs from base 1 to 1689 and encodes 562 amino acids.